Molecule: messenger RNA, 1671 nt
Organism: Elaeis guineensis (African oil palm)
Lineage: Eukaryota; Viridiplantae; Streptophyta; Magnoliopsida; Arecales; Arecaceae
Source: RefSeq, a predicted model, not a curated record
CGACUUUGCGAAUUAGCUCACCAGCUUGGCAUUUUGGCUUAUAUUACGUGGGCCCGCACUUUCCAGCAGCGAUCGAACGCUGCACGGUAUAUAAAGGGUCCCAUUGUCGUAAGACCCGUCGCCCGUUCCCCUUGGGAGAAAAGAAGACCCAUCAGUGGUCAGCCAUGGAGCAACCACUGCUCUCAGAAGCGGGAGAGAAAGGCGAGGAGGCGUGGAGGGCCUACCAGUACGUGGGUAGGAGCGCGUCGGUGCACGUAGGGCGAGGUGAGGAGGUGAGCGUGGAGGAGAUCCGAUCUGCCUCCGCCUUCUCCGAACCCCACUAUCCUCCUUCCAUCCACGCGGCCCUCGUCAGCUCCCCCGAGCCUGAUCAUCCCCAAGAUCAAGCAAUUGUUUUUCAAGGACACCCUACUGGAUACACAUCAAAGGAAUAUGGAAGGGAAAUUUUGGAUGAGGUGGAAAUUCGGCAGUUACUUAUUGAUCAUGUCGGGCAUCGUUGUUGUUGGGGAAGUCGACCUGCCCGGAGAUGGAAGAUUUGUGCCAUCGAAGACUGCAAUGUGUAUAUGGGGACUCUAGAAACUUUCAUAGAGGAGAGAGAAAUUAUAAGAGAAACAGAGCCAUACCUGGGUGGGAAAAUUGAUGGCAAAGAUAAGGGGCCAGAGCUUGGCAUAUGGGAAUUGGAUCUAAGGUCCGAAUUUCCACUUCUCUUUGUGCCACAGAAAGAAACAAAAGUUAAGAUUCCUCAUUCUGAAGCUAUUGAGAAAUGCUCAGGUUGUGAUAGUCGAGGUGAGAUAGUUUGUCCAACAUGCAAUGCUGGCCAAGAACGUGGAUUUUACAAGGAAAAUCAGAUGACUCAAUGCCCUUCUUGUUAUGGGAGGGGUUUAAUUGCUCAUCGAGAUGGAUCUGAUACAGUAUGCACAAACUGCAAUGGUAAGGGAAUGCUACUCUGUGUAACAUGUGGAUCACGUGGGCUAGUAAAAUGUCAGACAUGCAGCGGACAAGGUUCCCUCCUCACACGCAGCAUUGCUCUUGUUAAAUGGAGGACCCUUUCCAACCGAAAAGUUAGUGCCACCAGUGGUGCUGCCUCAGUUCCUGAUGAGGUGUUCCACAAAGCCAGAGGUGUCCAGCUGUGCAACAUACAGGCAUACCAAUGCACGCCUGCCUUCUUUGCUGACUCUUAUCUUCUAAAUAGGUUUUCUUCAGAAGUUAUUGCCGGACGGUCUCCUGUUCCCCCUUCUGCAAGGGUCGUUUGUGAGAGGCACAUGAUAUCUGUUGUCCCUGUCACACGUGUUACAAUGGCUCAUCGCAGCCGAUCUUUUAGUUUUUAUAUCAUUGGAUACAGCAGAGAGGUUUAUAUAAGGGACUAUCCUGCGAAGUUUUGUUUGGGCCUCUGCUGUUGCUUGGAAUGGCUAAAGAUAUGAGAUCUCCAUCGGUAUGGAAAGAAAUGAGAGAAUGAUGGUAUACUCUUUCAGACUGUAUCCCUGACCUAUGGGUCAAGGUAUAUGUUGAGUUUAAUUGCUGGUGUUUGUACUGUAAGUUCCUUGUGAAUCAAAUAAAUGUCCUGUCAUGUGCUAGGUAUAUUGGCUUUUGCAUGAUAUCGUCGAAGGUCGAGUUUUAUUUUUUUGAGUUUAAAGUAUCCCGUGGAUUUUGAUAUGACAAUAGAGAUUUUAUUUA